This is a messenger RNA of Cuscuta campestris, 3389 nucleotides long. Lineage: Eukaryota; Viridiplantae; Streptophyta; Magnoliopsida; Solanales; Convolvulaceae. The record is from the annotation of a GenBank genome assembly.
CUCUACCCACCAAAUUCCGCACACAAUCUAAAGUUCACAAGAACUCUAGAUUAACACUUAUUUUCACGUUUUCAAAAGAAACGAAAAAGAUUUUAAAUCUGUAACAAAGUCUAUUCACCCCCCGCUCUAGACUUUGUAUUUCACCACUUUGGGACCACCAAUUGGUAUCAGAGCUUACUUCUCACUAUCUACGUUUAGAUUAACGAGAAGCGAUCAAAAUGGUGAACAAUAUGGAUCACGGUUUGCCCAAGUUUUCUCUUCUAGGUUAUGAUGAUUGGAAGAUCAUGAUGGAAGCACACCUCUACGCUCUACAUGAUUGCAUGUGGAUGGUGCUUGAGGAUGGACCCUUGAAAAUUCAAAUGGAGAAUCCUGAGAGGAAUCCAGCAACUCCUGAUGUAGUCCAGUACAUUCCAAAGCCCAAAGAAAAAUGGGAUGAUAGAGAUUGUAAAAAGCACAAUCUGGACAACGUUGCCAAAGCAGCCAUCUUCAAGACACUUGAUCCCAUCACCUUCUCCAAAAUCAAGCAUCUCAAGACUGCCAUGGAGAUAUGGCAAGGUCUUGGGAAGCUAUGUGAGGGAUCAGAGGACUUGAGAAAGCAGAAAAUAGAAGUCUUGCUUGAGAAGUUCAAAGGCUUCAAAAUGCUUCCCGGAGAAUCAUUUGAUAUGUUGGAUGAAAGAUUCCACAAAAUCUUGAAUGAUCUUGCCUCACUUAACCACAUUCUUUCUCCCAAAGAAAAGAAUGUAAGGUUACUGAGAUCACUUCCAACUGAGUGGUAUACCAAAGCCACAGCCAUGGAAGAAGGAAGAAACCUGGAAAACUACACUGUCCAAGGUCUCCUUGAUGAGCUCAGAACCUAUGAGCACGAGCUGAAGAAGAAGAAGGAAGAACAAGUCACUCCCUUCCCCACGGCAUUGAUGACAACUCCAAGAGUCCCAUCAAGUGAAGGGACAUGCCCAAGAAGCUGUGACACACCCUCCUCCAGCCAGCCAUCAAGCUUAAAAAUGGAGAACUAUGAUGAGGAAUUUGCCAUGAUGGUCAAGCAAUUCUGGAAGUUCAAGAAGUUCUUCAAGAAGGCUGAUUCAGUCAGAAGGCCAACCAAGGGAAAGCCACAAGUAAGUGACUCCCCUCCUGAAUCUUACUUUUGUUAUAACUGCAGGAAGCCUGGCCACUGGAAGUCAGCAUGCCCGUACCCAAAGGUUGAGAAGUACAGAGAAAGAGAAAGAAACGAGAAGAAAAAGAAGGCAAGGGUUGCUGAAAGUGAUGAGUCAUCCAGCUCAAGCUCGGAUGAAGAAGCCCUCGUUUGCAUGGAGCGCAGAGUUGAAAAGUCCAACCAUGAGGAUAGGUGGACAUUGUCAGAAGAUGACACUCUCUGCCUAAUGGCCAAAGAUGAUGCCAAUCAAGAGGUAACCUCACAAACCUCCUGCUCAUCUUCUUAUGAAAGCAUACCAACUUCUGAAAAUCUUUUUGACCAGUUCAAAAAGAUGAUGGUAGAUUUUGAGGAAAUAAAUCUCAAACAUUCUUCCUUAACAGAGGAGAACAAACUAUUGAGUGAAGAGAAUCUCAAAUUGACUGAAGGUCGGAAAAGUCAACUGGAUGAGAUCACUCAACUCAAGACUGAAAAUGAAUCUCUCUCUGAAAAGGUGAAAUCCCUUAACAAAGAACUAGGGACACUUAAGUCCAAAGAAGCAGUGGAUAAGCUUCUUGAAACGACCAAACAUAAGGGUCGUGAAGGACUUGGCUAUCUGGAAAUGAUAGCCGCUCAAGAACUCUCAAAAUUUCUUCAAAUGGAGAUUCGCCUCAAAUUCGAGGAAGAAGUUCUUGAAUUCUACAGAAAUGGAGAAGUCAAAACUGCUCAUUCAAAAAAGGACCCACAGAGGACAUUUCCGGUCAUCAAGUCCACUAUUGGAGGUACGAAAGUGAAGCUUUCGCAGAAGAAAUUGGGAGAAAAGCUUCGCCUUCCCAACUCUGGGAUUGAAAUUGGGAAAUUUCUAGCCAAAAAUCUGGACUGGAACAUCAUUGGAAUUUCUGGGCAAAUUCCUUCUGGCCCGGCGAAGAAAGCAGAUCUAAACAACGAUUACAAGUUGGUUUUGGAACUGGUCAUCGCUUGCCUCGAAUGUGGAAGUGGAGGUCAUGACGAUGACAUCACCCAGGAGAGAGCCUUCAUCAUCAACGCUCUCAUUACCAAAACUAAGGUAAACUGGGCUGCACACUUUUUCAAUUCCAUCUCAAAGCAUUUGGGAAAGCCCAACCAGAAAUAUCUCUAUCAAGGACUAUACCUUGGACAUAUUUUGGAGUCUAUGGGUAUUGCUUCUAAAGGAAAGAAGUAUGAAGAAAGAUACUGGUUAUACUAUCUGUCUUCAAAAGGGGAAAACAGAGCUGGUACUAGUGCCACUGCAGAAGAAAGCUCUUCAGAUAACGUCCCACUUAUCCAUAUGACAAAGACUACCAAAAGGAAGAAAGUGGUGUCUCCCUCCAUUGAAGCACCACAGAACCUUGCCUUUAUAUGUUUGGAAGAAGAAGAAGAAGUCUCUGACCAUGGAGAAUUUCAAAGGAAGAAGGAGAGGAAAAUCAACUCUCCAUCAACAUCUGGAAAUGUCAAUCCGGAUGAGUUGAAGGAGAAGGAGCCUGCUGAGGAAACCUCUGCCCAAAACCGGAGUACUAAACAACUUGAAAAAGAAACUCCUCAAGUCCAAAGCCUUCCAACCCCCUCAUCUCAGCCUCAUACAGAUGAUACAGAUGAUGCUGACAACAAAUUCUGGCAGCUCUACUAUAAUUGGAGAGCUUGGAAAGUUGGAAAUUCAGCAGAGCAACUGUUGGAUUGGGACCAACAGCUGAAGAAUGAGGAGAUUAUCAAGAAGUGCUUAGGAAUACCAGUCAACCACAACUAUGAAGACAUUUUGAAUAACUACUGGGUAUGGCAAAAGAACCCUGAAGACCUGCAUAUGGAAUACCUGGCCAAUACACCAGUUUCAGACUGUGAAGCAGAUGAUGAAGACACUGCAGUCUUCAAGCCAGUCUUCUCAAAAGUCACAGAAGACCAAGUGGCUCUUACUUCUGUGGAAGCAGCAGUUGAGGAUUUCCAAACAUUUCCGGAAACCUCACCUGCCUUCGAAACGGAAACCUCACCUGCAUUUCAGAUGAAAAUCCUCAGAUCCGGAAGACUACAUAAGAACCGGAUGUCUCGCUACAACCCGCUGAAGGCUAAGUCAUCCAAAUCGGAAGACUAGCGCGGAUCUCCUUCUCACCCAGAAGUCUGAAAAUGACUCCUCCGGAUUUGUCAGCUAAGAAUCGGAAGACUCACUGAAGACCGGAAUUCUCAGAAAGCGGACAAGUGAGAAAAGACUUAGAAAAUUAUCUAAGUCCUGAAUGAAGAAAUUCUACCCGUUGGU